AUGCCGGAUGAAGUGAUGCGAGGAGGGUUUCGGUACAUGAGUGCUUUCCUCGUCACGAACACAGGCACCUACGUGAACAUCACGGAUGUGCAGCUUGAAAUCAGUUUUCAACCUACAUGGUCGAAUCUGAGAGCAUAUCAGGGGUAUUUCCAUUGUAACGACGAGCUGCUGAAUAGGAUAUGGUAUGCAGGCGCCUACACGCUCCAAACCAACGCCGUACCAUCCAACACCGGCCGCUGGGUUCCCAUGCUCGCCAACGGCUGGGCCAACAAUGGUACUCUGGGACCAGGAGAGACCAUCAUCGUCGAUGGCGCAAAGCGCGAUCGCGCCGUCUGGCCAGGCGACAUGGGCAUUGCCGUGCCUUCAACUUUUGUCAGCACUGGAGAUCUCGAGAGCGUGAAGAAUGCAUUGCAAGUCAUGUUUGACUACCAGAAUCCAGAUGGCUCGUUUCCGGAAGCUGGACCGCCGUUAUUGCAGCAGAAUAGCGAUACGUACCAUAUGUGGACGAUGAUCGGGACGUACAACUACAUGCUCUACACCAACGAUGCAGCCUUUGUGCAGAAGAAUUGGGCGAGGUACAAGAGAGCUAUGGAGUAUGUUUAUGCUAAAGUCGAGGUGAACGGAUCUGGGUUGUUCAAUCAGACGGGCACGAGGGACUGGGCGCGCUGGCAGACUGGCUUCAACAACACCGAAGCGAACGUCAUUUUAUAUCAUACACUGCAGACCGGUGCGAAGCUCGCAACAUGGCUGAACGACACCGCGAUGACCAACGGCACUAGGCUGCAGGAUUUAUGGACAUUACGCGCCACGUGUCUUCAAUCAGCAAUCCUAACCCACACCUUCGACACCGCGUACGGCGCAUUCCGCGACAACGCUACACUCACCACUCUCUACCCCCAAGACGCAAACAGCAUGGCCCUCCUCUUCGGCCUCGUCUCUCCUUCCUCCGCCCAGGCCCAAUCCAUCUCCACCGCGUUAACAAAAAACUGGACGCCCAUCGGCGCCGAAACACCAGAACUCCCCGGCAACAUAUCCCCAUUCAUCUCCUCGUUUGAAAUCCAGAGCCACUUCACCGUCGGUAAUACACAUCGUGCGCUAGAACUGAUUCGCAGGAGUUGGGGCUGGUAUGCUAAUCACCCCAACGGCACGGGUGGAAGUACGGUGAUAGAAGGGUAUAGGACGAAUGGGACGUUUGGGUAUAGACAGGAGAGGGGGUACGGAUAUGAUCCGAGUUAUGUGUCGCAUGCACAUGGAUGGGGCUCGGGUCCUACGAGUGCGUUGACGGAGUUUGUGGUAGGACUGAAGAUUAGGGAACCUGCUGGGAGAGUAUGGGUUGUUGAGCCGAGGUUUGGCGAUUUGGAGGAGGCAGAAGGGGGCUUUGUGACGGGAUUGGGGAAGUUUAGGGUCGGUUGGGUGAAUAAGAAGGGUAGAGAGAGGUAUACGGUGGGGAUUGAGACGCCGGUGGGUACGAAGGGUUCUGUGAGGUUGCCGCUUGAGGAGAUGGGAACCUAUAUGGAGGUGAUUUUGACGGUGAAUGGUGAGGAGAUAGGAAAGGAGGGGUAUACUCAAGUUGAUGGACAGUUGGUUUGGGACGUUGAUGGUGGGACGUAUGAUAUACAGGUUAGCAGAUGGUCCGAUACGGUUGGUGUGAAAAGGGACGAUAACGAGGGAGGAUAUGCUAGUGCUGGUAUAAGGAUCAAUGGAGGUAGGAGUUGGAUGGUCUCAGCCUUGCUGGGUCUGAGUGUUCUUGGUGCUGUUAUGGGAGGACUAUGA
This is a messenger RNA of Alternaria arborescens, 1773 nucleotides long. RefSeq lists its product as hypothetical. Gene Ontology annotation, biological process: carbohydrate metabolic process. Lineage: Eukaryota; Fungi; Ascomycota; Dothideomycetes; Pleosporales; Pleosporaceae. The transcript has a single exon. The coding region runs from base 1 to 1773 and encodes 590 amino acids. The record is from RefSeq and is a predicted model, not a curated record.